AUAAGAUUUCUGUCCAUGGUUUGGAUAAUCAUAUUCCAUACCGCAUGUUAUACGGUGGAAUAUUUCGACAAUAAAGUGUGGCUGUUGAGGUUGUCUGAAGGUAUCCCCUUUCAAGUGAUAAGCAACGGAACCGUAUCGGUUGAUACUUAUUUCUUUUUAAGCGGAUUUUUAUUGGCUUACACAUAUUUAAAGAAUAAAAUAGACAAGGAACGAAUUAAGCCGAUUCAUUACAGAGAGAAGCUGAACGAGUUCUUUGUCAGAUUAAUAAAGAGAUAUAUCCGGUUGACACCGGCUUACAUAAUGAUAAUAGGAAUAGUGCAAUUAAGUUCAGCUUGGUACGACAAGACUUCGCAAUUCUACAUUGAGGAAAGACCACACGAAACUUGCUCGAAAUACUGGUGGAGAAAUAUCUUGUACAUACAUAAUCUGUUUGGUCGUAAUACGAUGUGCUUGUCCUGGAGUUGGUAUCUAUCCAACGAUAUGCAAUUCUUUAUAAUUGGUCAGGCGCUUUUAAUUCUGUCAACUGUAUAUUUUUAUGUGGCUGUUGUCAUACUAGGUAUAAUUUUAAUAGGCUCGAUCAUCUUGAGCGGUUAUAUCUCAUACAUUUAUGAAUAUGUUCCAACUUUGGACGAACAGUACAGACUUCUAGAUGUCUUAUACUUUCCACCAUGGGUCCGAAUUGGUCCAUAUAUUAUUGGAAUGAUUACAGGUUACAUUAUAGAAAGAUUUAACAAAAAAAUUGCCUUGAAAAGG
Molecule: messenger RNA, 753 nt
Organism: Mycetomoellerius zeteki
Lineage: Eukaryota; Metazoa; Arthropoda; Insecta; Hymenoptera; Formicidae
Product: nose resistant to fluoxetine protein 6-like
Exons: 6
Molecular function (GO): acyltransferase activity, transferring groups other than amino-acyl groups
Source: RefSeq, a predicted model, not a curated record